Molecule: messenger RNA, 1218 nt
Organism: Colletotrichum abscissum
Lineage: Eukaryota; Fungi; Ascomycota; Sordariomycetes; Glomerellales; Glomerellaceae
Product: cytochrome b5-like Heme/Steroid binding domain-containing protein
Exons: 2
Coding region: 1-1218 (405 amino acids)
Biological process (GO): fatty acid metabolic process; lipid biosynthetic process
Cellular component (GO): membrane; endoplasmic reticulum
Molecular function (GO): fatty acid 2-hydroxylase activity; iron ion binding
Source: RefSeq, a predicted model, not a curated record
AUGCCGGCGCGAACUCUCCCUACCUUCACUCGCGCCGAGGUCGAGGCUCACAACUCCAAGAAGUCUUGCUAUGUUACCAUCGGUUCCAACGUAUACGAUGUGACCGACUUCGCCCAAGACCAUCCCGGUGGAGCCGAUCUCGUCUACGACUACGCUGGCAAGGACAUCGACGCCAUUCUAAAGGACCCAACCUCUCACCCUCACUCCGAGGCCGCAUAUGAGGUUUUGGAUGACUCCCUGGUUGGCUUUGUCAUUAACCAGAAGGCCGUCGACGGCCUUCGCAAGGUCAAUGGCGCAGUAAAUGGCAAAUCGAAUGGACAUGCGAAUGGAAACGGCAAGGCGAACGGCACCGUCGAGAAGACUGACGAAGCCGAGGGCGUCCAGAUGAACGAGCACGGCGAGCUUUGGGACGGUGAACGUUGGGUCCACCCCCGAACCGGUAUGGCCAGCGAGGAGGAUCUGAGCAAGGAGACGGAUUACACAAGCGACUAUAAGAAGCAUAAGUUCCUCGACUUGAGCCGCCCGUUGUUCCCUCAGAUUUGGUUCGGCGGCUUUAGCAAGGAAUUCUACCUUGAUCAAGUCCACCGUCCUCGCCACUACAAGGGCGGCGAAUCUGCGCCUCUGUUUGGCAACUUCUUGGAGCCUCUGUCAAAGACACCUUGGUGGGUUGUCCCGCUUGCAUGGCUUCCGCCCGUCGCCUACGGCACCUAUCUGGCUAGAGAAGGCAUGGACAGCACCUUCCAGGAGGUCUGCUACUGGGGCUUUGGAUUUUUCCUCUGGAGCUUGAUCGAAUACGUCCUGCACCGAUUCUUGUUCCAUCUCGACAAGUGGCUUCCUGACAACCGUGUUGGCAUCACUGCGCACUUCCUCCUCCAUGGCAUCCACCACUACCUGCCCAUGGACAAGUAUCGCCUGGUCAUGCCUCCCACCUUGUUCGUUGUUCUCGCCACGCCGUUCUACAAGCUCGCGCACUGGGUAUUCUCUUACAGCUGGCACGCUGCCACGGCCGUCUACUGCGGAGGCAUUUUCGGCUACAUUUGCUACGACUUGACGCACUACUUCCUGCAUCACCAGAACCUCCCUCUGUGGUACAAGGAGCUCAAGAAAUACCACCUUCAGCACCACUUCCUCGACUACGAGCUCGGCUUCGGAGUCACCAGCCGGUUCUGGGACAGCAUUUUUGGCACCGAACUUCCUCCCAUUGUGAAGGCCAACUAA